AUGCGAAAGUAUACGAGUGAUGUAAAAGCAAACGGGAAGGACAGCUCUGAAUUGGACCCAUGUCUUGCUGCUCGUAGCCGAGAAAAGCGAAGUUUUUUUGGCAGAUGGAAAAAAUGGGUCAUAAUUGGCUUGAUUCUAUUCGUUUUGCUGCUUGCAAUUACAGUCGGCUUGUUAGUUCUUUUUUUGCUGCCUUCGAAGCCAGCCGAACCAACCAUGGACUACAUUCAUCAGGAGAUGGAAACUGGUCCACUUGAUUAUGAUGCAGAGGACCUCGAAGCAGCUGCUGUGGGAUCGCAUUCGAUGCAAUAUAGCCGUCAUAAACCGUACAAAAAUGCUAAUAACGUGAUUUUUCAGUCAGUUGGUAAGAGAGAUCCCGCCUAUAAGUUGCGGGAGGAGAUCAUCAAAGUUGAGAGGAAGCCAACACCGCGGGGCAGCCCAGUGUUAAUUGAGGUUCCAACAACAACAACUUCUACUGUUAAUGCUGUAGAUGUAACACAGGCUAAUCUUGUUACUAAAACAACUAUUGCGGACCUUUUCACUACUCCCCUACCUACUGUACCUACUACUUCAUCAACAAGUUCUACAACGACGACAACUGUUGCUACAACUAGUGUAACUACCGUUCAAACUUCGUCAGCGACUUCACCGACGUCGGUGUCGAACUUAUUCGAGCGUGAAAAGCCCGUUGAUGUUCCGAAUAAACCAGUAACUCUUAUGUCCACUGAAGUGAAAAAGGAUUGUUCUGUACAUAUUGAAUCCGGAUUAACGUCUGGCAUUUAUCUCAUAUCGCCAGAUGGUGCUGAUGCAUUUCCUGCUUAUUGCGAUCAGGAAACAGCCGGUGGGGGCUGGACUGUCAUUCAGAGGCGCAUCAGCGGUUCGGUUUAUUUCUACAAUCGCACAUGGAAUGAGUACGAAAGUGGGUUUGGAGACAUGAAUGGAUCUUUUUGGCUUGGGCUGGCCAAGAUCAAUCGUUUGGCUCCACGCUUAGGGGAUAGCUGGACUCUACGCAUUGAAAUCCGGGGAGAUUUCUGUUCUGGUCUUGGUUGCCUUAACCAAAAGAAUGGUUCUUGGUGGGCGGAGUGGCCUUUCAAGUUGGGCGAUGCUUCUACUGGAUAUGUGCUGGAGUUAGGUCCCGCGACUGCUGGGAACCUAACCACUCCUGGCUCAAGUGGUUUUAUGGAGAAAUUCAACAGUGGUCAUAAAUUUACAACUAUCGACAAAGACAACGAUGACGUUCAGGACGUCAAUUGUGCGCAGUUCCGGAAUUUUGGGGGCUGGUGGCAUGGCGGGUGCGGUUAUGUUGCUCUGAACGGUCUCUACAAAGAUACUGCUCCGACACUUCGUUAUAUGGUGUAUACCUAUAGUGACGGACACAAGAAGUACUUCCUUCACCCAAUGAAGUCCGUUAUGAUGAUAAGACCUGGUUCCUCUCAUUAA
Molecule: messenger RNA, 1437 nt
Organism: Necator americanus (New World hookworm)
Lineage: Eukaryota; Metazoa; Nematoda; Chromadorea; Rhabditida; Ancylostomatidae
Exons: 10
Coding region: 1-1437 (478 amino acids)
Biological process (GO): intracellular signal transduction; lipid metabolic process
Molecular function (GO): phosphatidylinositol-4,5-bisphosphate phospholipase C activity
Source: RefSeq, a predicted model, not a curated record